CUAAUAUAAGUGACUGGGUAAAAGUUCUGUCUGUGAGUGUGAUCAGAGAUAGAGGAUAGUGUCUGACCUCACUGUCCACAGAGAUGAUGCUGGAGCAGGUCGUGCUGUUAGGAGCCGUUACACUGCUGGGACUGCUGGAGCAAGCGUACUUCUCUCUGCAGGUGAUCUACGCUCGCAGGAAGUACUCGGUGUCUCCGCCUGCCACCACCGGACCUCCCGAGUUUGAGAGGAUCUUUCGAGCCCACUCAAACUCUUCUGGGUAUUUCCCGCUGUUCGUCUUCUCGCUUUGGUUGGCUGGAGUGUUCUUCAGUCAAGCGCUGGCAGUGUUGUUCGGGCUGCUGUACCUCUACGGACGGUAUCGGUACUUCCAUGGCUAUGCGGCGUCUGCUCAGGGCAGACUGGAGCCGCUGUACUUCAGUGCAAAGAUGCUGUGGGCACUGUUCACUCUGUCCGGGCUGGGGGUCAUCUGCACCAUGACACAGGCCUAUCUGGGACUGGACCUGCUGCACUACUUCAGUCACGCUCUGGGUCUGACCGAACACACAUGAAAGAUCUGGACCACUGCAUAUAUAUAUAUUUCUCCUUAUAUAUAUAUAUAUAUAUAU
Molecule: messenger RNA, 605 nt
Organism: Carassius gibelio (silver crucian carp)
Lineage: Eukaryota; Metazoa; Chordata; Actinopteri; Cypriniformes; Cyprinidae
Product: leukotriene C4 synthase-like
Exons: 5
Coding region: 84-548 (154 amino acids)
Biological process (GO): leukotriene biosynthetic process
Cellular component (GO): endoplasmic reticulum; nuclear envelope; membrane
Molecular function (GO): leukotriene-C4 synthase activity; glutathione transferase activity; enzyme activator activity
Source: RefSeq, a predicted model, not a curated record